Messenger RNA from Odocoileus virginianus texanus, 963 nucleotides. Its product is annotated as olfactory receptor 52E2-like. Gene Ontology annotation, biological process: G protein-coupled receptor signaling pathway. The record is from RefSeq and is a predicted model, not a curated record. Lineage: Eukaryota; Metazoa; Chordata; Mammalia; Artiodactyla; Cervidae. Gene Ontology annotation, cellular component: plasma membrane. Gene Ontology annotation, molecular function: olfactory receptor activity; G protein-coupled receptor activity.
AGCAGGAUGUCCCUUCCCAAUGAGACCCAGUUUCGCCCCUCCUUCUUCUUGUUGCUGGGAAUCCCAGGACUGGAAACUCUCCAUAUCUGGAUUGGCUUCCCUUUCUGUGCUGUGUACCUCAUUGCACUCAUAGGGAACUUCACUAUCCUGUUUGUGAUCCAGGCUGAGAGCAGUCUACACCAGCCUAUGUUCUACUUCCUGGCCAUGCUGGCUACCAUUGACUUGGGUCUCUCCACAGCUACCAUCCCUAAGAUGCUUGGGAUCUUCUGGUUUGGUCUCAAAGAGAUCCUCUUUGAAGCAUGCCUCUCCCAGAUGUUCUUCAUUCAUAGUUUCACACUUAUGGAGUCAGCAGUCCUCUUGGCAAUGGCUUAUGACCGCUAUGUAGCCAUCUGCAACCCCCUCCAAUAUAGCACCAUCCUCACCAACAGGGUUGUUUCUGAGAUUUGUCUUGCUGUGAUAGGGAGAGCAUUUAUUUUUGUGAUUCCAUUUGUAUUUCUCAUUUUACGAUUGCCAUUCUGUGGGAGUUAUGUCAUCCCUCAUACAUAUUGUGAACACAUGGGUCUUGCUCGCCUAUCUUGUGCCAGUAUCAAGAUCAAUAUUAUUUAUGGCUUAUGUGCAAUUUGUAAUCUAGUGUUUGACAUCAUAGCUGUUGCCCUUUCUUAUGUUCAGAUACUCUGUGCCGUUUUUCGUCUUCCUUCCCAUGAAGCCAGACUCAAGUCCCUUAGCACCUGUGGUUCUCACGUUUUUGUGAUUCUUGCUUUCUAUACACCAGCCCUCUUUUCCUUCAUGACACAUCGCUUUGGACAAAAUGUUCCCCGCUAUAUCCAUAUACUCCUGGCCAAUCUUUAUGUCAUAGUACCGCCAGUGCUCAACCCUGUCAUAUAUGGAGUCAGAACUAAGCAGAUCUAUGACCAUGUAAAGAAAAUGUUAAAACUGAAACAAAGAAAAGAGAAUGACAUCUAG